AUGUCGAUCUACGAAAAAGUCGAAACAUUUUUAUCCCCUUAUUAUUCAAAAGAAACAAUUAUACAUGAAAAUAAACCAUUUGUUACAUUGACAUAUGCACAAAGUUUAGAUGGGAAAAUUUCUGGGAAAGGUGGUAAACAACUUAUUUUAAGUUGUAAAGAAUCAAUGAUAAUGACUCAUAGAAUGAGAACUCUUCAUGAUGGAAUUAUGGUUGGCAUUGGUACUAUAUUAAACGAUAAUCCAAGAUUAACAGCGAGAUUAUUGGAAACUGAGAUAGAAUUAACAGUCAAUCAACCUCAACCUAUAAUUUUGGAUUCAAGAUUGCGAUUUCCUCUAUCGGCUAAAUUGUUAACAUCUAACGAAUGUAAAUCACCUUGGAUAUUUACAAGUCAUAAUUGCGACAAUGAUAAACGAAAGUUAUUAGAACAAGCAGGAGCUAAAGUUAUUUCUAUAGAUUCGGAUCAAAAUGGACAACUUUCUCUUUUGCAUUUAUUGUCGAUAUUACAUUCUCCACCUUUCUCAAUUAAACGUCUUAUGGUAGAAGGUGGUGCAAGAAUUAUACAAUCUUUUUUAAAAAGUGAAUUACCAAACUUAUUGAUUAUAACUAUUGCUCCCGUAUUCGUUGGACCAAAUGCAAUAUCUUGUAUCGGUGACAAAUUAUCUAUAGAGGAAGAUGAAGAUAAGAUUCCAAAUUUGAAAAAUGUAAAAUAUGAGCAAUUAGGCAGAGAUAUUAUCAUGGUAGCGAAUAUUUAA
This is a messenger RNA of Funneliformis caledonium, 753 nucleotides long. NCBI's taxonomy places the organism in Eukaryota, Fungi, Glomeromycota, Glomeromycetes, Glomerales, Glomeraceae. The record is from the annotation of a GenBank genome assembly.